UAUCGUCCGAGUAAAAAAAGGAGCGAAUCACAGGAGUCCGGGGUUUCGAUCGAGGGAAUAACAGGCCGCAUUCCGUCCACCGAGGUGUCGUGGGACCGUUUCGCGCGAUAGUUGAUCGCCUUUUUUGCACUUACCGCCAAGCAUGGCCGCCCCCGUAUCGACGACGCUGCACUCGCAGACGUAUUAAGUACGGUCCGUACACGCGCACGAAGCUCUUUGGAGCAGACGACGCGUCGACGGCAGCCCGCUAUUGUCAACUGUUAACUGCGGGCGGUUUUCAACGAGGGAACAGCGGGGGUCUCUUGACGAUAUUUAAACCCGUCUCGACGACGCGACGACCGGAUUCAUCUCCGAUUUAACCGAGGGCCGAAACAUGGACACGGACAAGAGCAGCGUGCCGUAUUCUCACAGCGGAGACAAGCAGCAGGAUGAGAAGCUGCUGGAACCAUUCACGUACAUUCUCCAGGUACCGGGAAAACAGAUAAGAGCAAAGUUGGCUCACGCAUUUAAUUAUUGGCUGAAAAUACCUGAGGACAAACUCCACGCCGUCGGCGACAUAACCCAGAUGCUCCACAACUCUAGUCUAUUGCAACCGCCAAGUUACCGUGGUCGCAACGAAGAAUUGCUUGCUUUACGUAAAUCCGACGUUGAUACGUUUCCGCAGUUCGUCUUCUCGAUUGGGCAAAAGCGUUUGAUUUGGAUAGACGACAUUCAAGACAACUCCAUACUGAGACGUGGAAUUCCCGUAGCCCACUCUAUUUACGGCGUAGCCAGCACUAUCAACGCGGCCAACUACGUGCUCUUCAUAGCACUUGAAAAAGUUCUGGCCCUGAACCAUCCGGAGGCUACCGAGGUCUACACACAGCAGUUGCUCGAAUUGCACAGAGGACAGGGGAUGGAGAUUUACUGGCGAGACAACUACAUUUGCCCAUCGGAAGAAGAGUACAGGGAAAUGACGAUAAGAAAAACUGGGGGUCUCUUCAAUCUAGCCGUACGACUGAUGCAAUUAUUUUCCGAUUGCAAAGAGGACUUCACGCCGCUGGCAGGGAUAUUAGGAUUGUAUUUCCAAGUCAGGGAUGACUACUGCAAUUUGUGCUUGCAAGAGUAUACGGAGAACAAAAGUUUCUGCGAGGAUCUGUCGGAGGGAAAGUUUAGCUUUCCAAUAAUUCACGCGAUACGAACUCACCCCGAGGACCGGCAAAUCAUGAACAUUCUUCGGCAUCGAACAACGGACGUCGAGGUGAAACGCUAUUGCGUAACGCUUCUAGAAAAGUUUGGAUCAUUCGGUCACACGAGAGGAGUUUUGGGGGAUCUUGACCUGAAAGCGAGGGCCGAGGUCGAAAGGCUCGGUGGCAAUCCUCUUCUCAUCAAAAUUCUCGACGAACUUCUAACGUGGCAGAGAACAUGAUGCGCGUUUUCUUCGCCCGCAACCUUCAAUGGUUGUCUUAAAACAAUUCAAACCAAAAUUCACACACGUAAAUGCUUGAACUUAUGUCGCAACAAGAGGUAAAGAUUCUUCGCUCAAAAAGUCUUGUACACGGACGUGGUGAAAACUAACGCUAAUUUUUACUACUGUCGUAGUAUAAGGCACGCCUAAUCUUUGGAUAGAAUAGUUUGUUCAGACAAUAAUUGUCCGUUCACAUUGAUUGAAAAUUGGACAACUUGCGAACUAAGUCUGCCAAGGAUUCGAAAAUAAGGCCGAAGCAAAUAGUUUUUAUUCGCACGCUAAUUACAUAUUUGAAAUCUUCCGUCUACGAUUUUUCCAGAAAAUACUUAAUUCAUUGAAAACAGCAUUUUUUGUUCAACCAAAUGGAGCCCGAAAGGGUAGAAAACGAAUUCGAUCUUCAACCGGUGAUUAGUCCGAAAUUUUCACGUUUUCUGGAUGAAAAGUAUUUGAAUGAUUGAAGUGCAGUUAUCGUGUUGAGCGUACUUAUAGCUAUGGCCAUAGAGAGAUAAGGUAUUUGGCGUUAAUUUUCUUAAAUCUCCGUUCGAUAAGAGAGUAAUUCAUCACGAGUAAGUACUCGUUACAUCCCAACCUCAUUUGAAUCACUUUUGCAGUUGAACUGCUCGUUUCGUACGUUGAAUUCUAAUUUUUGAAAUCAAUUCCUUGAAACCGACGUACUAUCCUUCCCAGUCUUUGUUACAGAUCUCGGUUUUGAGCAUAUUUCGAACGAUAUUUACGCGUUUUAAUUGUCAACUAGGUCAAAUUUGUGUACUUGAUUAGAAGAUAUUAAGUAAUAGGUACGUUUUACAUUUAUUUUGAUAUCAGUUCUUACGAUGAUACAUUUAUUUCACUAAUGACGAAACUUUGAAACCAUCUGCUCCUCGGAAUCUAACAGACAACCGAGGUGAAUCACUUUUCUUCUCAUCAAGUGUAUAGUGAAGCAUAGGUAUACAUAUAGUAAUAUACAAAAAAUCUAAUCCUAUCAAUAGGAAUAAAGUAAUUAUAGUAAAUAAUAAAAACUGAUUAUAAACACCCGUAUGCAACGUGUCGCAUGUAUACGGUUAGCCUAAUUCACGAAAACGAUAAUAAUAGUGAUAAUAAUAGUCAUAGUAUUGCGGAAAAUCGACGAUAAUCUGUUGCACUUCGAAAUCCACGUUUUCCUUUCAUUCGAAAUUUCAAGAAGUUGACUGGAUUUACGCAUCUUUGGAGAAGAUUAAUUAGGUGUGUACUCCGAAGGUUAAGCCAAUUAUUAACCCAUUUCAAAAAAAAAUCUUAUGUUACAGCCAAAAAGCUGCCUCGAGCGGAAAAAUUUCAAAAAUCUGACGAUUUUAAGCUUGUCUUACAUCGCGAUGUAUUCUGAACUUUCAAAAAUCUUACGAUUUAGAAAUCAUCCCCAUAUGUCUUUAUUCACGCCUGUCAAAUCGUAAUUGGUACCACCCACUAGUCGGUUGAAUCGUAACUGUAGAAUUUACCCAAUCCAAUUUCGUAUAAAUGAAAGUUUCUUAAAAAUUAUUUUGCUGUAUCGUUUCGUACGAUAAAACGAUUAGUUUUUUCUUUCGUACUGAAAUCUUUCAAGUGUCUGAGAAAAGAAAAUAUCGUCCGUGAAGAAAAUAUGACUUCUGAUUCAACGAGACUUGUAAAAUGUAUAACAUUUCGAAACCAACGUUUUAACUUGAAAGCACAGACUAUAAAAAAGUCGCGAUUAGUACGAACUCUGUGAAAAAUUCCAGGUAAAACUGAGCGUUUGUAUGUCAGACUUAAAUUGGUC
Neodiprion fabricii is the source of this 3212-nucleotide messenger RNA. It is a transcript of the gene qm, whose product is annotated as geranylgeranyl pyrophosphate synthase. The coding region runs from base 374 to 1408 and encodes 344 amino acids. Gene Ontology annotation, biological process: isoprenoid biosynthetic process. Gene Ontology annotation, molecular function: prenyltransferase activity. The transcript is spliced from 8 exons. NCBI's taxonomy places the organism in Eukaryota, Metazoa, Arthropoda, Insecta, Hymenoptera, Diprionidae. The record is from RefSeq and is a predicted model, not a curated record.